AUGGUUGGUAUUCGAUAUAAAUAUUUAAUGGCACUCUUACGUACAUCAGAACGAUUUCAUUUUCUCGUUGACUUCCCAACCGGGAAGGAUGAGUCAAUCGAUACGGAUAUGCCUUUAGAUAUGCAAAAUUUUAUUUUGGCCCUAUGUGUGGAUGCCACAAAACGGUAUAAAGUGGAACGUGAGAUUGCACUACAUAUCAAGCAGAAAUUACAGGAACGUUAUCCGGGGCAUUGGAACUGUAUUGUUGGGAUGAGAUUUGGAAGUGACAUUCCUCCUCGUGAGUUCACUCAACCAACAACAACAACAGUUUCGCUCACACCAUGUUACUUAGUUUAUUCAAAUGGAUGGCACGGAAAAAAAUAUUUUUGA
Messenger RNA from Echinostoma caproni, 369 nucleotides. Lineage: Eukaryota; Metazoa; Platyhelminthes; Trematoda; Plagiorchiida; Echinostomatidae. The record is from the annotation of a GenBank genome assembly.